CCGUGUAUUUUGUUUUUGGACAGGAAAGAAUGGCUGUCAUGGUCACUGGCGAUAUAUGAGAGGAGGCACUUGAUGAAUUUAUUGAAGAUUUUGGUGUGACAGCAGAUGCCGCUCGGGCUGCAGCUGGCUUUCAUGCUCCCUGACGCAGGUGGCUUUAAGGCGAGAAACAUAUGCAAAUGCAGACGUGAAUGCAUGGCCAGUGAAUUGCAAGUGCGCUACAUACAGUGUUUUUGAAUUACUGUGGCCAUAACAAACCUCAAUACUCAAGGAAACUAUAAGACACCAUGUGCACCUUGAUGUCUCUUUGUGACCCGCGUCAGUGAUUUUAUCACUGAUCCACUGUCUCUGCAUUGGUUGUCGUUGUGCGCAACCCUCAUCCAGAGAGGAGAUCUGGACACCUCCAUGGCAGGGGAGAAGUGCCGUCGCAGUGCCAUGGAUAUCAAGCGGCUGGCGGGCCUUCUGCAGCGUGGAGCUGGGCGAUUGCUGGUCAUCGACAGCCGGACUUUCUCGGAAUACAACGCCUCACAUGUGCACAACGCCGUCAACGUCUGCUGCUCCAAACUGGUCAAGAGGAGGCUUCAGCAGGACAAGGUUUCAGUUACCGAGCUCCUGCAACCCAACGGAAAGGUCAAGGUGGAGCUGGGCCGCAGGCAGGAGGUGGUGGUGUACGAUCAGAGCACGAAGGACGCCGGUCAGCUUUCUAAAGACGGCUUCGUCCACAUCCUCCUGAGCAAGCUGGAGGGCAGCUUCCACAGGGUGUCUCUGCUGACAGGUGGUUUUGCAGCAUUCUCAUCCUGUUUUCCGGGCCUGUGUGAAGGCAAGCCAGUGGCCACUCUGCCUAUGAGCUUGUCUCAGCCAUGUCUGCCUGUGGCAAACGUUGGUCCCACACGAAUCCUGCCCCAUCUCUACCUGGGCUCUCAAAAAGACGUGCUCAACAAGGAUCUGAUGGCUCAAAAUGGCAUCACAUAUGUGUUAAAUGCGAGCAACACCUGCCCAAAGCCAGAGUUCAUCUCCGAAAGCCAUUUCAUGCGCAUUCCCGUCAAUGACAACUACUGUGAAAAACUCCUGCCAUGGCUAGACAAAACCAACGAGUUUAUUGACAAAGCCAAGGUUUCCAACUGUCGAGUCAUUGUCCAUUGUUUAGCUGGCAUCUCCAGGUCCGCUACCAUCGCCAUCGCUUAUAUCAUGAAGACAAUGGGCUUGUCAUCAGAUGACGCGUACAGGUUUGUGAAGGACCGCAGACCUUCGAUAUCACCCAACUUCAACUUCCUGGGGCAGCUGCUGGAGUUCGAGAAAGGUCUGAGGUUGCUUAAGGCUCUGUCCUCGGAGCAAGAGAAGUUGGAGCAGUUGAAGGAACUGACACAACCUAGAGGAGAAUCUUCAAGUGAUCCUGAAAAGGCUCAUCUGGGGGCCGAGAAGGACAGCAGAGAUUUGGACACCAAGCUACCCUCUCCAACCUCCCUCCAGCAGGGCUUUAAUGGCUUGAAUCUGUCGGCAGAGCGUAUCCUAGACACCAACCGGCUCAAACGCUCUUUCUCACUUGACAUCAAAUCGGUCUACGAGCCCAACUACUGUCCUCGUCUCACGCCUGCGCAUAACGAGGAUGUUCCCAAACUCUGCAAGCUGGAUAGCCCGGAGGCCGGAGAAGCCAUUGGUGUCUGCCAGUACUCACCUGUUUCCGUCAGCCCUGCUUUAGCUGAAUCCCCAGGCCUCUUUCCUGAGAGCAGCUCCCGACCUCGUUCACGGAGGAAAAGCAAGCACAAUGGUAGCAGUGCUGGAAGUUCUCCCGUGCAUUCGCACAGCCUAAACUAUGGACACUCGCUCCCUGCACACAAAAGUCCCAGUGAUGACAAUCUGAAGCCCUCCCUGCUGCUCAGCCUUCCCACUGUGGGUACCGGGCCCAUGUGGACCAAGCAUAGAGACACCGUUCAGGCCACAACCCCUGUCACGCCAACAGGCGAAGCCCCUUGGUUCUACAGCUCGGAGUCAAUGAACAGUAACGGAGGUGGCGGAGGGGCGGUACACUUUCCUGUACUGGGAUGCAGCAGCCUUCCCGGCCCAUGCGAGGCUGUGCGUCGGCGGGACAAGGUGGGGGAGCCACGGGACUCGAGGGGCAGCUGGCACGAGGAUGCUCUCACUUCCACUGCUGCCGAUAUGCAGUUCAAGCGGCGCAGCUGUCAGAUGGAGUUUGAAGAGGGGAUAUCAGAGACACGUUCAAGAGAGGAACUGGGAAAGAUCAGCAAACAGUCCAGCUUCUCUGGAAGCAUGGAAAUCAUCGAAGUAUCCUGACAUCACCUGCACGGCACCCUAGGGACUUUUCCAUACAGACGGACAGGCGCCACUUAUGAGUAAAGGAUGACUAAGAGUGGGCCCGGCAAGGCUGUGGAACAUUCACAUUAGUUCAUAGGAUUGUCGAUAAUGAGCUGUUCCCAGAAAUGGGACUUUCUUUUUUUUGUUUUUUGGACUUUUUAAGCCAGUGGAACUGACUUUGAUUUGUCUUUCUACUGUUUUUAAGCCAUAGCCAUCCCCAGAUGACAAUGAGCUGAGACUGCAGUUGCAGAAUUCCUCGUUUCCUAGCUCUAGAAACAGACCCCCACCCCACCCCACACUUUGGUGUAGUGAGAAUCAAGCAUGGCUGUUAUUCUCACCCUUGUGUCUUUUAUAAUGCUGUCCUGGACUCAGUGAAGUUAAACCGCCACAGCACAAGGAGUCAGCACAGACUAAGCCUCGGUGGUACAUGCUUUUACUGGCUGAAUGAAGGCCUCUUUGUGCAGUGCUCAUGUCCACCCUGCUCCUGUAUCCCAGCAUUCGUGGAAUCCUGGAGGAGGAACCAGGCAUGUCAUGAAGGAAACGCAUUGUGGACACUUUCCUGUAAUGUCCUCUGUCACUCUUUUGUUACCCAGAUUUCAGGGUCUUGUCCUUCCCCUCCUGUACAGUGGCGAUGCUCGAACUGUUGUGCAACCCACGUUCCCUCUCACUAAGCAUGCAUCAAGGCUGCUGUUUUACAAACAAAUAGUAUAUGAACUAUACAUAGUGAUUUCAACGGACGUUUAAUCUCUUUUCUUUUUUGUCAUUUUCUUAGUUACGGUUUUAAUUUAUUCUACUGGUUCAUUCUGGUAAUGAGAAAUAAUAUAAAGAUUGUGGAGUUUAAAUUUUUCCUCUUUUUCAGUGUUGCUCUCUCCUUUUCAGUGAUUUACAAAAAUACACUCACAGAACCAAUACACAACUACAAGCAAUAUGUGUUUUUACUUCUUUCUCUUUUUUUUUCUUUAUAAGGGAGUGCGGUUAUUACCAAGAAUUAUCUGAUGUUUUAAUGCACUUUCUGUUGCUUUAAGGGUACCACAAUGCUUUACAACUAAAGCGUUUGUUAUGGCUUUCGUUUGUCUCGUCAGCCUGCUGGCUUGAAUUAUUAAAGACUUUGAUCCAGCAUGAAUAAUCUAGAACAAUAUGUAUGAUACCCCAGCAUUUUCAAGAAUUUGAUUUUUGUAUUAACAAGCACACAAGACAAAAUGAAGGGGGAAAAGGAACAGGGACUCUAAAGGGGUUUGUCUGUGUCCCCCGUUUGUUCUGCAUAUUUAUGAAAUUAUUUAUUGUUUGUUUGGGUCUGAUUGCAGAAGGAUGUUGUGAAUGACUGACAGAUGGACCCUUUGCAGAUGCUCUUAUAGGCUGGCAUCUUGGAGAAGAGAUAAAUACCUAACCUUUUCAUCGGCAAAACACAACAAGAUGCAUUUAAACCUGGCUUAAGGUCUGAUAGAGUUAAGUUUGCUGAUCAGCAAGUGUCUAUUUCAUUAACGUUAUGUGAACGACCAGUAACUGCUUGCUUUCUUCUCAGGGGAGCUUUUAAUGAGUCAGUUACAUGUCUGAGCUUUCUCCAUUUAGCCCUUUUUUUCAUCUCUUUUUAGCACCAAUUUCUCUUUUACACUUUCUCUCCUUCACUCACCUUUUCCCUUCAUCUUCUCUGUUUCUAUCAGAAUCUCUAGAAAGCUCCAAAGGUUAAAUAUAACACAGAAAGUGUGUGUGUGUGUGUGUGUGUGUGUGUGUGUGUGUGUGUGUGUGUGUGUGUGUGUGUGUUUGUGCAAAUUUGAAUGGGAUUGCCCUCUCCAUGGGAGAUAGUUUAGCAAUUUAUUUAUGUAUUCUUUUUCUUUUUUUUUUUUAGCUUUUCUGUAUGGCAAAUCUUGUAUUUGUGCUGCUGUAAUUUCCUUGUGUAAGACAUUACCUAUAUUUCCUUUACCUUCCCUGUACUAUACAUUUUUAAAGACCUUGUUAUCAUUAUUUAAAAAAUGUAAUAAAAAGAUGCAGGCUGUCA
Molecule: messenger RNA, 4306 nt
Organism: Carassius gibelio (silver crucian carp)
Lineage: Eukaryota; Metazoa; Chordata; Actinopteri; Cypriniformes; Cyprinidae
Product: dual specificity protein phosphatase 8
Exons: 7
Coding region: 403-2289 (628 amino acids)
Biological process (GO): negative regulation of MAPK cascade; protein dephosphorylation
Cellular component (GO): cytoplasm
Molecular function (GO): protein tyrosine/threonine phosphatase activity; MAP kinase tyrosine/serine/threonine phosphatase activity
Source: RefSeq, a predicted model, not a curated record